Messenger RNA from Fusarium keratoplasticum, 1245 nucleotides. RefSeq lists its product as uncharacterized. NCBI's taxonomy places the organism in Eukaryota, Fungi, Ascomycota, Sordariomycetes, Hypocreales, Nectriaceae. The coding region runs from base 1 to 1245 and encodes 414 amino acids. The record is from RefSeq and is a predicted model, not a curated record. The transcript has 3 exons.
AUGGAUCCAAACCUAGAGCUCUACAGGAGCAUAUUGCAUCUUGAUCUAAGAGAGCGCAGACAACGCAUGCAGCAUCUUCCCACGUCAGAAUGCAUCAGGGUUAGGAAGAUUGUUGAGAGGGAGCAACGCGCCCAGAAGCUACAAAAAAAGCUCGCAGGUCGGGACCUUGUUGAGAUGGCUCUAAGUGAUCCCUCCGAGUUCACAGGGAGCCCGCUCUUGCAAAACGCUCUUCUUGGCCGAGCUCUCACCUUUCCCGACGAGUGUGCCAUGGUGGCCCGCAUCACGGGCACGACCUUGCGCACUGGCGAGGUUUUGCUCGAUUCUAUUGCAUACUACGAUCAACAUAAUCUACCAAAUGUACCUAUGGAUGCCUGGAAACUGGCCUAUUGCGACUUGUAUUACAUCGAUGGGAGCAAUGCGACACUGCAGGACAUCUAUGAGGAACGCCUCCGGGAAGAGGAGCUCCAAACCCCCGCUGCGCAAGCCAGAGAGAUUGUCCGGCGCGACGUGAUCAAGUUGGCUCGGAGGAAUGCCAAAUGGAUGAUUUCUGAAACUCUACAUACCACCUGGAAACGAGUCUCCCACGCGCCACCAGCUUGGAUCCAGCACAUUAUCGAUGCUCAAGAACAAUGGGGUUUCGUCUAUUACAGGUCCAGAGAGGUCGAUCGGAAAUACGGCCAUGACUGGAACUUAUGGUGGAUGAGGAUCAUGGAUAACCAGCUGCCCUCUACUGAGAGGAAUAUGGGAGAUGCAACUGUCUACAGUAUCCAUUGCCAAGGCAAUCGAUCUUCCCUGCUAUAUCUCGCAACUGAAGAUUGGCCUACUUUUCAUGCUAAUGACAACUUGGCCGAAGACGACGACUUCCGAAAACAAUUCAAAGAAUACAUACAAGACAAAGAUGGUCUCUUACCUGCGGGGAUCUCACGAAGCACCUUCAUUGUUAUCCCUGUCGAAUUAAUCCCCGACUCACCUGAGUGGGCUGAGGAAGAUGAACUUGAUCCUUACUGGGUUUGGGCAUAUGAUGCAGACUGGGACAGUUCAGCAGAAGAGACGACAUUUGAGGGAGAGAUAUACCAGGGCCGCGUCAAGGUGGCUUACUACUCGCUCAAGUCAUGGUUCUAUGCCGCUCGCUGGGAGGGCGUGAGUCUCCGAGAUAUGUGGCUAAAGGCACAGCAACACCCGGACAAGCUGUGGAUCUGCUACACAAAAUACAUGGAGGAGUGGGAGCAUGAGCCGUAUAUCUAA